This is a messenger RNA of Agelaius phoeniceus (red-winged blackbird), 1455 nucleotides long. Lineage: Eukaryota; Metazoa; Chordata; Aves; Passeriformes; Icteridae. The record is from RefSeq and is a predicted model, not a curated record.
AUGUCGGUCUCCAUCCCCCGGGAGCCGCUGCGGAGCAGCUCGGCCGUUCCGGGCCGCUCCUUCUCAUCCCGCUCCUUCACGGCCGCUCCGGCGCUGAGGAUGAGCACGGCCCCGGCCCUCGGCCCUUACGGGGGGCUCCGGGGCGGCUCCGGGGGGCUCGGGGGACCCUCGUGGGUGCCGGGCGCGGGGAUCACGGCCGUCACCAUCAACCGGAGUCUCCUGGCGCCGCUGGACGUGGCCGUGGAUCCCGAGCUGCAGGAGCUGCGCCGGGAGGAGAAGGAGCAGAUCAAGACCCUCAACGAUAAAUUCGCUGCCUUCAUCGACAAGGUGCGGUUCCUGGAGCAGCAGAACAAACUCCUGGAGACCAAAUGGGGGCUCCUGCGGGCACAGCCCCCUCCCCGCAGCAGCCUGGGGGGGCUCCUCGAGGGCUACGCGGGGACCCUGCGGCGGCAGCUGGAGGCGCUCGGGCAGGAGCGGCAGCGGCUGCGCGCAGAGCUCGGCCACGUCCGCGGGCUGGUCGAGGAGUUCAAGGCCAAGUAUGAGGAGGAGAUCAACCACCGCACGGAGAAGGAGAACGAGUUUGUCCUGCUCAAAAAGGACGUGGAUGAAGCCUACAUGUCCAAGGUGGAGCUGGAAUCCCGCCUGGAGAGCCUCACGGACGAGAUAAACUUCCUGCGGCAGCUCUAUGAGGAGGAGCUGCAGGAGCUGCGGGUGCAGGUGUCGGACACGGCCGUGGUGGUGUCCAUGGACAACAGCCGCCAGCUGGACAUGGCCGGGGUCCUGGCGGACGUGCGGGCGCAGUACGAGGACAUCGCCGGCCGCAGCCGCGCUGAGGCUGAAGGCCUCUACCAGGUCAAGUACGAGGAGCUGAAGACAGCAGCUGGGAAGCAGGGGGACGACCUGCGCCAGACUCGCAGCCAGAUCCAGGAGCUGAACCGGCGCAUCCAGCGGAUCCAGGCAGAGAUUGAAGCUCUGAAAAACCAGCGCUUUGGGCUGGAGGCGGCCGUGGCCGAGGCUGAGGAGCGUGGGGAGCUGGCACUGAGGGACGCCCGGGCCAAGCUGGCUGACCUGGAGGGGGCCCUGGCCCAGGCCAAGCAGGACCUGGCCCGGCAGCUCCGGGAGUACCAGGAGCUCAUGAACGUCAAACUGGCCCUGGACAUCGAGAUUGCGACCUACAGGAAGCUGCUGGAGGGCGAGGAGAGCAGGCUGGAGGCUGCUGUGCAGAACCUGAGCAUCCACACCAAGCCUUCAGGGUACCUGGGUGGACUCGGGGGAGGUUUUGGGGGGGGAUUUGGGGGGGCGUUUGGGGGGGCCGUGGUCAGCUCAGGGUACUCGGUGCCGCCCCCACCCCCCGAGAGCACGGCCCCCCUCAAAUCCCGGGCCAUCGUCAUCAAGAAGAUUGAGACUCGCGAUGGGAAGCUCGUGUCUGAGUCCUCCGACAUCCUGGAAAGCUGA